This is a messenger RNA of Naegleria gruberi, 1060 nucleotides long. RefSeq lists its product as uncharacterized. The record is from RefSeq and is a predicted model, not a curated record. Bases 496 to 972 code for a protein of 158 amino acids. Gene Ontology annotation, molecular function: protein binding; RNA binding. NCBI's taxonomy places the organism in Eukaryota, Heterolobosea, Eutetramitea, Acrasida, Naegleriidae. The transcript has a single exon.
GAAAGGAUGUAAUCAACAUGUUCCCAAUUGAAUUGAAAGCACACUUCAAUUUAUCAGUACCAUGUUAACAUUAGUCCGCAAAUUGAAAACAAAUACCUUGCUAAUAGGAUUGUAAAGCAGGCUUUAAGUGACUUUCUAAUUGACUUCUUACAGAGUGGGUCAAUUUUAUACUCUCUCAACUCAAUUCUUCCACCUCAAAAGAAACACUUAGAAAAGACGUGUUCUAUUGGAAAUAUUGUGUACACUGUUUCAAUCACGCUGGCAACAACCAUUACUGUUUCAAAUUCUGGAAAGGACUUUGUACAAUUCGUCAACUCUGUCCUUAAGAACGCUCAAGCCAAGUUGAAUCUAACAAGAAUUGGAAGAAACUUUUACAAUGAAGAGACCAAAACAACUAUUCAUGAUUGUGGGCUUCAAAUAUUGGGAGGAACUCUAAGCUCAACCUGUACCACCUCUAAAGGCCUUGCUCUCCUAGUUGAGCCAAUUUAUAAAACUAUGAGAACAGAUACUGUUUUAAGCCAAAUGAAAAAGAUUAUUGAACAGUUUGGAGAACGUUCUGCCCAAACGAAAAUCAAGAGAGAAUUUGGAAAUUCUAUUGUUUACUUGACUUACAGAAAGAAAACUAUUUAUAUUGAAAGUGUUGAAUUUGAUAUGAGUCCUGUGUCAACAUUCAAUUUUCAAGGAAAGGAAAUUACAUUCGCAGAAUAUUACAAUACACAAUAUGGUGAAGACGUUGAUUUGAAACAACCCUUACUUAAACAUAUUAACAAGAGGAAUGGAAAGGUUGAAUACUAUAUUCCUUCGUUGUGUCUAUUGACAGGAAUAAGUCAGGAUAUGAGAAGUAAUUUUACCACAAUGCAGAAAAUUGCCUCUGUCACUAAAAAACCACCAAAUGACAGAAUUAGAGAAACUUUAAACAAUCAACGCGAAUGUUUGGAACAUUCAGAGUUCAAAUUAGAGCUGGAUAAGUAGGGUAUAUCUAUUGUCCCAAAAAUGAUUCAAGUGCAAACGGAAUCACUUGAAGAUUGUUCCAUUAAAAUUGGAGGAAAAGUUAAAAUUG